AUGGCCGAUACAGGAUUGCCCUCCGGCUGGGAAGUCCGUCAUUCCAACUCGAAGAACCUCCCUUACUACUUCCACCCAAUCUCCAAAGAAUCUCGCUGGGAACCUCCAACCGAUACCGAUACCGAAAAGCUGAAGAACUAUAUGGCGCAAAACCACACCCCCGCAGCUCGCAACGAUGUCGGCGGACAACCCGAGGGAAAGAUCCGCUGCAGCCACUUGCUGGUGAAGCACCGUGAUAGCCGACGCCCUAGCAGUUGGCGCGAGGCUGAUAUUACCCGUUCGAAGGAAGAAGCCAUUCAAAUUCUUGAGGGUUACCAGCAGCGCAUCCAGUCCGGCGAAUCUACCCUGGGAGACAUCGCCGUCUCAGAGUCUGAUUGCAGCAGCGCUCGCAAGAAGGGCGACCUUGGUUUCUUCGGUCCCGGCGAAAUGCAGAAGGAGUUUGAAGAUGCUGCCUUUGCCUUGUCGCCUGGUCAGGUCAGCGGCAUCGUCGAGACUGCUUCCGGAGUCCACCUGAUUGAACGUGUCCAGUGA
Penicillium verhagenii is the source of this 531-nucleotide messenger RNA. RefSeq names its product peptidylprolyl isomerase ESS1 (gene pin1). Bases 1 to 531 code for a protein of 176 amino acids. Gene Ontology annotation, cellular component: nucleus; cytosol. The record is from RefSeq and is a predicted model, not a curated record. Gene Ontology annotation, molecular function: peptidyl-prolyl cis-trans isomerase activity; protein binding. Lineage: Eukaryota; Fungi; Ascomycota; Eurotiomycetes; Eurotiales; Aspergillaceae. The transcript is spliced from 4 exons.